UUUCAAGUUGCAUUUUGUUGAUAUUGCUUAUUUUUGAUCCUGCCUACGAAGCUCUAGAAAUCGGCCAUGAUGGACAUUUCGAAAAUGUGCCGCGUUUGCAGGGACGAAUCCGACUGCCUGUUGGAUAUAUUUACAGAGCCAUGUGCCUCCAAUCGGGUCCAGGAGCCGGAGCCGGUCUUGGCAACAAUGCUGAGGGAAUGCAGCGGAUGCAGCGUGGACAAGGAGGACGGAAUGCCACAGUUCAUCUGCGUGGAGUGUGCGGAGGCCGUAAGAAAUGCCUAUCGGCUAAGACGGCAAUGCCGAAAGAGCCAUCAGUACUUUGACCAGCUGCGGCUGAUGAUGAAGGAGCUGGACGAUAUAGAGUAUUGCCUGAAUAUAAAGGAUAGCAUUGAGCCACAGAUGCCGGUCUCGGUAAUUAAAGGUGGUGCAACGUCGGAUACAUCCGAACCUCAUGGCCGGGAACCUCUUUUAGUUGAGCUUGUACAGGUUAAGUACAUGUCUCCAGAGCCGCAGCCAAUGCCUUCUCCUCUUCCAGACAACAAUGAGCAUGAGCUCGCGCAAAGUGAUGCUCCAAUAAAGACGCCAGACAAUAAGUCCAAGAGGAGGGCGAGAUCCUACUCGGAUAAUGACUCAUGGAGCCCGGAUAGUGACCUUGACCACGAAGAUGAUGAUAAAACCUGGAACGCCUCAAUACGGGGCAAACCGAAAAGGGGUCGCGGACCAUAUCGGUGCAAGCUCUGCAAACAGUCGUUCAUCCAAAAACAAAACCUAGUUAUUCACAUGCGCGUACAUACUGGCGAGCGACCCUACAAGUGCUCCCUAUGUCCGCGAUCCUUUGCCCAGAAGGGCAACCUGCAGAGCCACACACGCUGUCACACCGGCGAGCGUCCCUUCGGUUGUCCGAACUGCCCCAAGCGCUUCCGGCAAUUCGGUCAACUGCAAGUCCACACCCGGACUCAUACUGGUGAACAGCCCUUCAAAUGUUCCAUUUGCCAGCAAAGGUUCAAGCAACUAAACGGCCUACAGAGACAUAUGACAACACACACGGGAGAGAAGACACGGACGAGCAGCCAAGAAACAAAAAGAAAUAAGCUUAAGUAGUUGAGAGUUGAGUUGAGUAGUUUAAGAGAUUUGUUAAAGAUAAUUUCCUAUC
Messenger RNA from Drosophila sechellia, 1153 nucleotides. RefSeq names its product zinc finger protein 677. Gene Ontology annotation, cellular component: nucleus. The coding region runs from base 67 to 1101 and encodes 344 amino acids. The transcript has a single exon. Lineage: Eukaryota; Metazoa; Arthropoda; Insecta; Diptera; Drosophilidae. Gene Ontology annotation, biological process: regulation of gene expression. The record is from RefSeq and is a predicted model, not a curated record. Gene Ontology annotation, molecular function: zinc ion binding.